AUGGCGGCGACAAGUAAAUCCACGCUCAGAGUCUGCUGCAUAUCGGCUACCAUCGUCGCCCUCGUCACUAUAUCAGUUUUAGUGACGCUGGCAUUGACCGUAUUCAAGCCACGAGACCCCGACGUCGUUUUGUAUCCCGUCGGCCUGGCCAAACUCCAGCUAAGCGAUUUCAUCACCAACGACAGCGUCACCAGCGACAUGGUGAUGAGCAUUCGCAACAAAAACUACGCCAGCUUCGAAUUCCAAAACGCCACGAGCCACAUCAAGUACGACGGCAAGCUCGUGGGCCGGGUUCCGAUCGUACAAGGCACCAUCCCGGCGAGAUCCACUUUCAACAUCACGGCUCCGGCCGUCUUGCGGGCGAAGAGGCUCAGGGAGAAUCCGAAUGCUAUUAAUGACAUCGUCGGCGGCAGCCUGAACCUUACUGCGACGGUGACGAUGCACGGGAAGGUGUCGAUGCUGAACCGGUUGAUAAAAAAGAAGGGGUCCGUUUAUACUGAAUGUCACAUGACGAUUUAUAUGAGUGAGGUCCCCAUUCGUGGCGAGUCUUGGUGCUGGGCAAAGCUCGAGAUGUGA
Messenger RNA from Linum tenue, 576 nucleotides. The record is from the annotation of a GenBank genome assembly. Lineage: Eukaryota; Viridiplantae; Streptophyta; Magnoliopsida; Malpighiales; Linaceae.